CUUCAACAACCACAGCCCCCGCUACGUGCUGCCCGUCUGGCUGGACUUCGAGGGCCUGCCGCAGGGCUACCCGGUCCUGAAGCCGCGCACCGGACGCGUCAUGCGCAGCUACCGUGGGCACCUCUGGCUGUUCCGGGAUGCAGGGACCAACGAUGGGCUCCUUGUCAACCAGCAGGAGCUGUUUGUGGUAGCCCCCAACGUGACCAAAGCUGACAUCACACUGCCAGUGUUCACCCUGAAGGAGAGAUGUCUGCAGGUCGUGCGCAGUCUGGUCAGCCCGGUGGACUACAGGAAACUGGACAUUGUUCGGUCAUUAUAUGAAGAGCUGGAGGAUCAUCCAGAUAUUUCAAAGGAUCUUCAGCGGCUUUCUCUGGAGAGGAGUGAACCGUUGAGCAAUGGAAUUCUGGAAUAACAUGAUUACUCACUUCAGACUCUUCAAUAGCAAACCACUGAGUUUGAGCAGCAAGAGUCACCAGGAAACACGCCAAGAACUGAUGCCUCCAUUUAAAGUUCUGGAACAUAAACUCAGUUAAGUUGGUGAUGGUAAGUCAGAUCCCAAAGACUGAACAGCACCUGGAGUGUGCCAGCUUGUGAUGGUUCAGGUUUGUUCCUCGUUACGUGUAUCACAAACGGACGGCUCCGGAGGCCUCGCGUGGAUGAAGCUCAGAAGUCUGGACACUGCAUAGGGAUGUAAGAUCAGGGCAGCUAUAUGGAACUUAUUCAUACAGAGUAACUUUCAUUGUAUUGGAAAGCAAAUUACACCAAGGAUUAAUUUAACCCAGACUAAUGGUUCUAAGUGGCAGAUCAACACCGGUUUUGUUUGAGUAAUUUGUUUUGAUGGAAUUUCCCUGUCAUGCGUGCCUCCAUGUGCCUGUGGGUCACAGCGUGGGGGUUUGUAUGUCAGGGUUUCCAGUACCACCUGAAGACCUGACAAACGUUAUGUUGGUGGAAAAAUGAUGUGUAAAGGCUUGGGGUUUUCCUGCCUCUUACCUUUGCACUUAUACAAACCCAUGUUGUAUCUGCACUGCAGCUGACACGUUUUUACUCAUAUCAUACCUUGAAUGCCUUAUUUGCCUUCAUGACUGGAUUGUUGCCUGGCUGAUCUCAGCCACAGAGACCAGAUCCUAGUUUUGGGACACCUUUGUCCUUCGCAGCUGCUUCCCCAGCAGCCUGUACAGGGUUCACAGGAGGUAGAUGCUUUGAGUCCUGCCUCUUCCCAUCACAGUGCUGUGGUCCAGGUCAUAGUGGGGGGCCUUUUUGGGCCUGUCUCCUCAGGACCAACAGGGGCUGUAUGGGCUCACACAGCCAGUUCACAGGCAGGGCCAUGCUUUGUGGCAGGCUGGAGAAAGAGAGAUAGCAUUUCUUUGCCCAUAUUCUGUCCCCCACACCUCAGUGAAAUGUGUCCUCGUGUGAAUGCACAGAGUUGAAAGCAGCAUAGUUUCAGCAGACACAUGAAUUUUCCACCAGUAACAGAUGUGGUGCUGCUCAGGUAGAAGCAGGCUGGCAGGAGGUCACAGCAGGUUAUGUCUGUGCAUACAUUUGUUUGCAGUUGUACAUUCUGGGAGCAGCUGUGAAACUGAGAAUCUCAAUGUAUUCUGUAAGUAUGGAAUGUCUCCCCUAUUGACUCGUCUUUCUUACGUAUUUGAAGUGUGUGAAUUGAUCUUUGACAUAAAAAUCCACACUACCUUUCUGACUGA
Molecule: messenger RNA, 1697 nt
Organism: Manacus vitellinus (golden-collared manakin)
Lineage: Eukaryota; Metazoa; Chordata; Aves; Passeriformes; Pipridae
Gene: VHL
Product: von Hippel-Lindau tumor suppressor
Exons: 3
Coding region: 101-412 (103 amino acids)
Source: RefSeq, a predicted model, not a curated record